GGACCAGCCAUCAAGGCGGUUCACGCGCAGACGCUCUCAUCAAGCGUCUAUAGAGUGUGAGUGCAAGCAGCAAAGCAGCACCCUUCUCUCACAAAGCGCGUGAUCGCCCAGAGCACUACCCCACCGCGUUCCCGUUCCCUCACUCGCUAUCCACUCACUGCUGUGAAGGAGUCUCGCCAACAUCCGACACGCCUGUCUCUUCCGGCGUCCUCUGCGCUUCUUCUGACGCAGUCUCGCAGGUCUGCGCGGCUGCGCGCACGUCACAAUGGCAGCACCCGAGGAAGGUGGUCCCCCGCCUCCUUACGAGGAGCGCAGGAGGGAAGGUGGCAGCUUCUUCGUGCGGGCGAUGUACGACUUCGCCUCCCCAGAUUCCAGCUCACUGUCAUUUGAGAAAGGUCAACUCAUAGAGGUGCUCACUCAGCUCGACAGCGGUUGGUGGGACGGACUAAUGGGAGAAGACAUCCGAGGGUGGUUCCCGAGCAACUACGUGGAGGUCAUCAGCGAAGAAGAGGCGCAGGAAGAAUUACGUGCUCAAGGCUAUCUGAUAGGAUCGGCCGAGGAUGAGCUAGACGAUAGAGAGGGCGACCUGGAUGACGAAGGCAGGCUCCGCGAUGUGUCCAGCGUAUACAGAAGAUUAGGCAUCGACUCGGAGCUAGAUGGCAUGCAACAACUCAUGGCAUACCAAGGCGACGCCAGCAAGGACGGAGGAGACGCCUUUGAACAGCUUGCGGAAGCUGCAAUGCACGGCGGGCCCGAUCGUCAGGAAGGUUCUGAAUCUAUCUCGGCUCUAAGGGCGGCGCGCAGAAGGAGUCGAAUGAGCGAAGCCAGUGGUCUUGAUAGCGUAGGGGCUGGGACCAGCUUGACAGACCUCAGCUUGCAACAGUCUCGUAGCGCGGCAACUAGCAUGACCGAAGCGGACCAUCCUCACGCUGUGGCAGCCUUUGCAGCCUACAAGCAAACCCUGCGUGCUGGACCUAGUGACCGAGAGCGCGACCGAUUGCGAUCUCAGAGCAUCGGCGUUGCUGGUAACCAAGCUGGCGCGCAGUUGAGACCUCGCGCUGCUACGAAUGUCGGUGCGAGAUCGGGCUCACCAUCGGAAUCCGCCGCGAGCACCCCGAGAGAGUAUGCGGGCACUUCGGGUUCCAGGCGAAGGCAAGCUGGUGCGAAGGAUGAGGCGGAAAGUUGGCUUCCAAAGCUCACACCGAGAGGCGAGAUUGUCUAUGUCAACGUUCGCACAGGGGCAGAGGUCUCUGAGAUUCCUCUUGAAGGUGCAGAUGCGUUUGCUGGCAGCAGUAAUCAGACCUCCGAGGAUGAGACCUAUCACUCUGAUUAUUCGGGAAGCAACGCCGAGGCCGUGUUGGCCUCCAAAGGAUCCAGCACUACUGCCGUGCAGAAACGAGAGGCAGAACGCUUGCGCAACGGGUCGAUGUCGUCCUCCAACACUGUGAACAGCGCAAAUACUGCCACCCUUGCGAAACGCAAUCCAAUUGGAGCCAUGCCAAAUCCCGCGGAUGUCCUUAGACCCUGGAAGCUUCGAUUGAGCAGCGACGAACGUUCCUUCUUCUACUACAACGUGGAGACACAAGAAUCACGCUAUGAUGCCCCACCACAAGCUCUGCGCACCCUCCGUUCAGAUCCGCGCACAGGCUCUCUCGAGUCCUUGGAGGAACUCGCGGACGAGGUUGGCGGUCGCAAGACACGAGCAGAUACUCAGCGAAGUAGGUCGGGGUCGCGAUCCGGCGACUUGGAAUGGGACGCUACUGCUGCCUCCUUGCCCGGAAAGUCACCUCACCUAGCCUAUGAGGCCAAACAGCGCACCAAGAGUAUAGUUGCACCCACUUCGCUUCUUGACGCACCACAUUCGAUGCUGAGCGACGAGCAGGAAGCUUUGGAGCUACAACAUGCGCUCGACGCGCCUCCACCCACUUCCACCAAGCUGCUGGUAGAUCACGCCGAUAAGCUCAUUGGCAUGGUCCUAUCCAUCGCUGCUGAGCCCAUCGGUGUUGACGGCAAAAGCGAGCUUGACCACCGCCACGGAUCAACAUCGAGCAGCCUCCUCCACGAGACAACAAGGUUGGGCAUCGCCACACGAGAUGCCGUGCACGCUGUUCGUGAUGUACUAUACGCUGCGUGUGCACUUGGCAUGGCCCAAUCAGAGCUCUCGAGCUUGUCCGAGCUCGUGAGCCUUUUUGACAGCCAAGCGCCAACGUCCGCUCUUCAUGCGCUGCAAGCAGCAAUCGCGGCAGUCAACAACCGGGUGCAAGGGGCUACGCAUGAAGAAGCGGCGAUAGCUACGGCAUUUCAGCAAGCGAUACCGACGCCCCCGUCGCUCUCCAUAUCCGCCAGCAAAGUUACAGCUAUCGUCUCCAAACUUCUGCUUUCCGUACGCGCGGUGAUCGAGCAGCCUGCACCAGAGACGGCGGCCAUUCGUAAUCCAGAGCGGGAAGAAGCUUUCGUGGAAAAGCUCACAAACUACCGCCAACGCGUUCGAGAAGAAGCUAUCGAGCUCGGAAGGGUACUCGGUGCAUUCGCAAUAGAGCUCUACCAGGCAAAGAAUGCGCGCAAUCACUCGGCCGCUACGGCACCAUGGGCCCGCAGAGUCCAAGGCGUGCUUGUUAGUGGUAAAGGCACUGCCGGCAUCGGACUUGAGCUACUGGGAGGUGGCAGCGCCGCAGGAUGGCGAGGAUCCGGUUUCGUCCUUCCGAACGCAACCGAAGCUGCCGCUCUUCGUGCAGAGUCAAUGGGCUCGUUUCAAAACCCGUUCGAGCUUACUCGAGAUGCACAAAACGCCUUAGCCUCCGGCAAAGUGGCAAUGCGCCGAAGACCAACUCAGCUUCUUAACAACAGAGUGCUGGACGAGCGCCUGCAAUCGCAUCACGACGACCUCAAUCGUCAGCUCGAUGAGCUCGCCCGAAUCAUACAGAGUGGAGGCGCACCCCAAGCGGAUCGGAGCCCACGUUCAUCGCAAAUGCCUUUUGGCCUGAAAGCUGACGCCGCAGCACAACGCUUGAGCCGGCCGGGCAUUCAAAUGCUCCUCUCCCAGGUCAAGUUUAUUCUGAUACGCUUCGGUACCAUUAUGACACUGGUCGAAGAGCUCGACGUGGCUGGCGUCAUCGACGUUGAUGGCCCCGCUGCAUCCGAGGGUGACGAAGCCGACGAUGAGCGACGCAGACUCAUGGUCAGCGUUGUCAAUGCCCGACUUGCACUGCAUGCACUUUCAAGCGUCAAGCAGGGUGCUUACGAUUGUAGCUCCAAUCUCAUGAUGGACGCGCAAGAUGCUUCGACCGAGCCAUCGUCGACAAGCCUUGACAGCGACUUGAUGGAACGGAUGCUGCUCCACGCUCGAGCACUGUCCAACCUGAUGCAACGCCAGCUUGGCCUGCUGCACGACAUAUCAGACAUCGCGGAAGAGCAGGCCAGCGAGUCGAUGCAGAGCAUAGGAGCGCGUUCAAAGGUGUAUGGUACCGAGAAUGUGCAUAUUGCCGUCAAGGACGGACCCCAGAGUAGUGGAGAAACCGCGGGGGACGAGGUCAUGUAUCUAGGACCAGGACUGUCAGUGCCAAACGGUCCCGUCGCUAAUCGCGCUGAGCCGCGGACGCCUGCUGCGGGCUCUAGCAAGUCUUCCAUGGCGCCGUCCGUUCGCAGUGGUAUGGGCAUGCGCACGCGCUCGACCUCCGUCACCACGGGUGUUUCUGUAGGAUCUCAAGAUUCUUCUUCAAAGUUCUUGCCCCGUCGCGGUACCGAUGGCACUGCCGACAGCGACUCCCUCGAGGCUGCGAGGUCCAAGAGCGCCAGUAAGAUGAAGCGCUUCUUCGGCGACGAUCCCUUGGUGCCGCCACCUGGCGUUUCCCAGAGUGAAGCGUCUGCUUCUAAAGCGACCGCCGACUCUUCGCAUGCUUCUAGCACCGCUGCGAGCCACACGCCUAGCCUUGUCAGCAGCAAGCCCACCGAAGAAAUCCCAUGGUUCCUGGAACCCGACUAUGCUCCUCAGGACUUAGUCUUUAACGCGACUGGCCAGGUAAAGGGUGCUACGCUGGGAGCCUUGAUGGAGCGCCUGACGAUGCACAAUACGUUCGAUCCCACCUUCAACAACACCUUCUUGAUGACCUAUCGAUCUUUCACAACGACUGAGACUUUCCUCGAUCUGCUCUUUGCGCGCUUUCGGAUACGGAUGCCCCCUGGGCUGUCGCCUGAGGAACAGACGGUAUGGACGGAGAAGAAGCAGACGCCCAUCCGCUUGAGGGUGUUCAACGUGCUCAAAUCGUGGAUUGAGUCACAUUUCUACGAGGGAGAAGAUGACGAUCACUUGAAGCGCAUCAAGGAAUUCGCUCUUGAUGAAAUGGCACAGUCGCUGCCCAUGGAGACGCCCUCGAAGCUCCUGAUCAGGCUGGUAGAGCGCAAGCAAGGCGACGGGGAGCAAAUGAUUCGCAAAAUGGUCAUGCCCACCUCUGCGCCGCAACCCAUCGUGCCCAAAAACUCGCGCAAAGUCAAGUUCCUCGAGAUUGACCCUCUCGAGAUGGCGCGUCAGCUCACACUCAUCGACAGCAGACUGUACAAUCAGAUCAGGCCAGUCGAAUGCUUGGGGAAAGCCUGGUCUCAGUCGAAUGGCGAGACGAUCGCAAAGGGCAUUCGAGACUCCAUCAGCGCAAACAACCGCGUGAGCGGUUGGGUGUCCGAAAGUGUAUUGACUCAGGAGGAUCUCAAGAAACGCGCUGCUUACGUCAAACACUUUGUCGCGAUUGCCGACCGAUGCUUUGCUCUCAACAACUUUUCGUCAAUGAUGGCGAUCUACUCCGGCUUGAACAACGCUGCUCUCAACCGCUUGCGCCGAACCUGGGACGCGGUGAACCAGCGACACCUGGCAAUGUUCGAGAACAUGAAGGUGACUCUCGCCCCUACGAAGAACUUCUCGCGUUACCGACACACCUUGCGCCAGCUCAAUCCGCCAUGCGUUCCAUUCUUGGGAGUCUACCUCACGGAUCUGACAUUCAUCGAAGACGGCAACUCUGAUCAUCUCAAGACUGACGAGCGGCUCAUCAACUUCAGCAAGCGUCAGAUGACUGCUGAGAAGAUCGGGGAGAUCAUGAUCUACCAGAGUACGCCGUACAAUCUGACGCCCGUUCAGCCAAUUCAGAAGUUCAUCGAAGACAGCAUGAUGGACAGCCGAGGUGAUGACGAGCUGUUCGAGCAGAGUCUCCGCCUGGAGCCCCGCGAACGAGAAGACGAGAAGAUCGCGCGCCUUCUGCAAGAGAGUGGUUUCUUGUAAACUCCACUGCGUCCGAGUUGACUUCAAAUCAGCUCCUUUUCUCCACUAUGCCCACUCACGUAUUCUUUAUACCCUUCGAUUCACACGUUGCUCAGACCGAGUCAUCUGCUCUUCGACGCACUUUUUCCUGGGGGCCUCACCACAGCCAAUCUUGCCAACCGUCUCCAUAUGUACCUUGUCUCCAUUUGCUAGCGAUUCUAAGUAUGUAAGCUGGGUGUGCUUCGC
Messenger RNA from Ceraceosorus guamensis, 5491 nucleotides. RefSeq lists its product as hypothetical. Gene Ontology annotation, biological process: positive regulation of GTPase activity; Ras protein signal transduction. The transcript is spliced from 3 exons. NCBI's taxonomy places the organism in Eukaryota, Fungi, Basidiomycota, Exobasidiomycetes, Ceraceosorales, Ceraceosoraceae. Bases 266 to 5266 code for a protein of 1666 amino acids. Gene Ontology annotation, molecular function: protein binding; guanyl-nucleotide exchange factor activity. The record is from RefSeq and is a predicted model, not a curated record. Gene Ontology annotation, cellular component: plasma membrane.